AUGGACGAGGAGAUGAAGACCGAGGUGGUGCCUCCCGCGACAUCAAGCGAGGAAAAGCGUUUUGAAAUUAAAAAGUGGAAUGCUGUGGCUCUUUGGUCUUGGGAUAUUGUAGUGGAUAAUUGCGCCAUCUGUCGUAACCACAUCAUGGACUUGUGCAUUGAGUGCCAGGCUAAUCAAGCAUCAGCCACCAGUGAGGAAUGUACAGUGGCAUGGGGUGUCUGCAACCACGCUUUCCACUUUCACUGCAUUUCAAGAUGGCUCAAGACCCGUCAAGUGUGUCCAUUGGACAACCGUGAGUGGGAGUUCCAAAAGUACGGCAGAUAA
This is a messenger RNA of Peronospora farinosa, 324 nucleotides long. The record is from the annotation of a GenBank genome assembly. NCBI's taxonomy places the organism in Eukaryota, Oomycota, Peronosporomycetes, Peronosporales, Peronosporaceae.